Messenger RNA from Brenthis ino (lesser marbled fritillary), 4074 nucleotides. NCBI's taxonomy places the organism in Eukaryota, Metazoa, Arthropoda, Insecta, Lepidoptera, Nymphalidae. The record is from the annotation of a GenBank genome assembly.
AUGUACUAUCCUGUGAGUAACGGCAAUGUCAUCGAUACAGGAACACCUACACUACUGCACAUGGUGGGCACGGGGAUGGCGGCCCCGUUCCCUGCGGCGGCGGCGGCUGCGGCGGCAGCAGCUCAAUUCGCCGCGAAUGGAGACCUGAGCGGUGUAAAGGCAGAAAGCGGGCCGACGGCGCAGGCCCAGCCCGCACUGGUCAAAAGUGAAGGUCAACAAACACAAACUCAGCUCCCGCCUAGUAAUUUCUCCCCGCAACCGUCAUCACAGCCACACACGCAGAACUCAAUAGAAAAUCAAAAUAAUAACUCACAAAGUGAAGGCGAAUCAAACGAGGAAAGUACACCGGUGAGCGUGGCGGCGGCUGUGGCGCAGCAAGCGGCAGCGGCACACGCAGCGGCAGCGGCCGUGAGCGCGGCCGUGGCCGCCGGUGCAGCCCCUCCCGCACCCCCCGACAAGGCUCUCGUCCCAGUCUCUCAAGCCUCACAACCGAAACGCCUCCACGUAUCAAACAUCCCCUUUAGAUUCAGAGACCCAGAUCUAAGAAAUAUGUUCGGGCAAUAUGGCACAAUACUUGAUGUAGAAAUUAUCUUCAAUGAACGCGGUUCCAAGGGAUUCGGUUUUGUAACAUUCGCAAAUAGUGGUGAUGCGGAGCGAGCACGAGAGCGUCUACACGGCACCGUGGUUGAGGGCAGAAAGAUAGAGGUUAAUAACGCUACAGCGAGAGUGCAGACAAAGAAACCACCUGCGGUCCCUAACGUGUGUGUCCAGUGGCCGGAAGUGUCGCCGGUGGUUAGUCAGUGUGUAGAGGCGCGAUGUGUGCGCAGGGCUGCGGGUGUCCGGCGUGACGUGGCCGUGGCUGGGCGCGGCGCCGGCGGCCGCGCCCGCGCCGCCGCUCGUGUUGGCGCCGCGCGCCGCCCAGCGACGCAGGUACCCCGCACCCCGCACCCGCACCCGCACCCGCAUGCCAGUAUAUGUGUGUUGCAUGUAGCUCCGGCGCUCCGCGGCGCGGCCGUGCUGCGGGGCCGCUCGCCGCGCCUCUCCCCCGCCGCUCCCGCGCACCCCCACCCCCUCCAACAGGCAGUGUUGCCCCGCGCCGCAUUCGCAUCGCCGUUGCACGCAUAUGCACCUGUGUAUUACGACCCGUUCUUAGCUGCAGCAGCUACUGCUGACUCCAACUACAGACUCCAGGCGGCGGCAGCAGCAGCAGCGGCGGCGGCCCCGCUGCUGAAGUCCCCGCUGACGACGGCGCAGCACGCGGCCGCGGCUGCCGCGGCGGCCAACUACGGGGCCGCAGCGCGCGCCGUCGCCGCCGCCGUCAACGCGGCCCCCGCGCCCACCGCGCUGACGCCCCUGGCUGCCACGUACGGCAGAGAGUAUGCAGAUCCGUACCUGGGUCACGGCAUCGGACCGGUAACAGGCUACGGGACGGCGGUGUACAGAAGCGGAUACAACAGAUCUAAUCUAGUAUCGCUCGGCGCCUCGCGCUCAUAUCCGCUGCGCCGCCUCGGGCUGCCAGUGGAAAGUCAUACUUACAUAUCUAUGGUAUUACAGAUCGGAUCCGUUCAUUCGAUACCGCUGUGCACAAUCCGAGGCUUCUACGACCCGCGGGCUCGAGCUGCGCCGGCGCUAGCGCCUAGCGGCCGGCCUAGGAUGUGUGGGCACGUUGCUCAUUCACAACUUUGCCCCAUUUCGAUACAGAUAUUGUGUCUACUACUGAUUGUUAAAAUUAAGAACGUGCCGCAGCACGUGGCAGUGCGCGAUCGAUGCUUGCGACCUCAGGUAACCGGCACGUUACGAAGUUUAAGCCAUAAUAACGCGUUCUGUUCUACUAAAUUAAAUAAAGGGAUGGGUACCUCCAGCCAAGACAGGUGGGCUUCUAGAGGAGGUUUUAAUUUAGCCUCUCCCGCACGGCGCGACGACACUAACGAACGUAGAGAAACGAUUGUUAAGCUACCUGAAAUGGUCCAAGACGUACAAGACGUCGAGGCAAGGUUUGAAAGUAAAGCUGCGAAUGGCAAUGUUGCACAUUUUAAAAAGAGUAUUACAUUACCAGUGGAUUCUGCAUGGUCUAGUAAAAAAUCAAGCUACGUAAGCAUUCAAAGCGAUAAAUCCACAGGAAGCAUCAAUAAUUUUAGGGAUUCAGAUUCUGACGAAAGGAAAAGCAGUGCUGGUCGCAAAACAAUCUCAGACUUAGUUCAAAGUGAUCCUCAGAAACAAGGUCGAAGGAAGCGUGGUAUUAUUGCACCGCAUGCACCCUUCGAUACUGGAAGACUCCCAUCAGACUUAAACUAUGAAAAAUUUACCAAAGAUGAAAAAUCAGCAGAGCAGAUUAAAAAGGCGAUAAUGGCCAAUGACUUUCUAAGAAAUAUAAUGGAUGAGGAACGUCUUUAUGCAGUCGUCGAAGCUAUGAGUUCCCAAGAGUUCCCCGCAGGGAGUCUGAUGAUUCGAGAAGGAGAAAGCGGGAGUCACUUAUACGUGUCGGCACAUGGGCAAUUUGAAGUAUUAAAAGGAGGUCAAGUUGUAAAGAACUUUGGUCCUGGAGAAGCUUUUGGAGAACUGGCUAUUUUAUAUAAAGCUAAACGAUUCGCUUCUAUAAGAUGUAUCACCGAGGCAAAAGUAUGGACUUUAGAGCGACGAGUAUUUCAAAAAAUUAUGGUGCGAAGUGGGCGCCAAGAACAGGAGGAUAAUGUUCGAUUUCUAUCAUCUGUACCUCUACUGCAGGGAAUUCAUCCCAUAGAAUUGGCUAAAAUUGCUGACUUUUUGAAAAGGGAGUUCUUUUCUGCUGGAACAGCGGUGGUGCGUCAGGGCGACCAUGGAGACAAGUUUUACAUCAUUCGUGGAGGUACAGUGGUCGUGACGAAGCGAGAAGAGGACGGUGACGAGAGACGCGUGGGUGCUCUACGAAGGGGUGACUACUUCGGAGAGCAGGCGCUACUGCACGAGGAUAGGCGUCUUGCAACAGUGACCGCACUACCUCCCGGCGUCGAGUGCUUAACAUUAGAACGCGGUCCAUUCACAGAGCUGCUAGGCAAUUUAGGAGAACUGAAAAAUGUAAGGCAUUCUGACCCAAGACCAUCACAACAGAAAAAGACGUCAGUUAUCAAAAGCGAAUACCAAUUCGUGGAGUUAAAGGAUCUAGAAAUAGUUGGUACCAUGGGAGUAGGUGGAUUUGGACGGGUUGAACUAGUUCAAUACAAACGAAACCCAUCGCUUACCUUUGCUCUUAAAUGUCUGAAGAAAGUGGACAUGGUACAACAACAACAGCAAGAACAUGCUUUUAAUGAGAAAAAUAUUAUGAUGAUAUGUAAUAGUAGAUUUAUUUGCAGAUUAUACAGUACCUUUAAAGACAAUAAGUACAUUUACUUUCUGAUGGAGCCGGUGUUGGGUGGAGAUGUGUGGUCAAUACUCCAAAAACAGCGGUAUUUCCCAGAAAACGUCGCCCGUUUCAUGACCGCCUGCGUUGUCGAAGCUUUCCAAUAUUUGCAUUCUAAAGAUAUUAUCUAUAGAGAUCUAAAACCUGAAAACUUAAUGUUAGAUAAACAGGGCUAUAUUAAAUUAGUUGAUUUUGGAUUUGCGAAAAGGUUAACCAUAAAUAGCAAAACUUGGACCUUUGCGGGCACACCUGAAUAUGUUGCGCCGGAAAUUGUUCUCAACAAGGGUCAUGAUCGUGCUGUAGACUGUUGGGCGCUGGGCGUGUUCGUGCACGAGCUGUUAGUAGGCAAGCCGCCAUUCCGCGCGCCCGGUGGCGACCACAUGAAGACCUACACUCUUAUCCUGCGGGGCAUCGACGCAGUGACCUUCCACCCGCGAGUGCCCAAGUCCGCGCAGCUACUCAUCCGCAAGCUGUGCCGGGCGGUCCCCGCUGAGCGACUCGGUUACCUUAAAAAUGGCAUCGUUGAUAUAAAAAAUCACAAGUGGUUCCUCGGAUUUGACUGGGAAGGGUUGCGCGAAGGCAAGUUAAAAGCACCACUUAUACAACCCGUAGCCAAUGACCUCGAUCUCUCCAACUUUGAGAAGUAUCCUAAGGAUAAGCUACCUCCGGAUGAAACAUCUGGCUGGGAUAUUAACUUU